Molecule: messenger RNA, 621 nt
Organism: Aspergillus mulundensis
Lineage: Eukaryota; Fungi; Ascomycota; Eurotiomycetes; Eurotiales; Aspergillaceae
Exons: 1
Coding region: 1-621 (206 amino acids)
Source: RefSeq, a predicted model, not a curated record
AUGCUCCCUCGCUCCGCUCCCCGCACGCCCCCUCCGGGUCCAGCAGGAUGCCCCUGCUGCACCAGAAUCAUCCGCGACUGGUACACCCCCCUCUACGACGCCGGCCUCCCAGCGCACAUGAUCAACCCCCCGGAAGACGCCGCCACAACCCCAGCCGUGUUCGAGCUCUGCGGCAAGACACCGCUAGACCCGGCCCUCUCAACGCAGGCCCUCGGGGCCGCCAUCCGCGCCGCCCUCAUCCCGCACAUCACGACCCGGGCCCCCACUGGGGCGGAAGUCGAAGUCCCCUUCUACGUGCGUCUCUCGCGCCGUCCGGCCCGUGUGCAGAUGAAGUCGGAGAUGAUGUUCAUCAUCAGCGUGCUGGUGGACUUCCCGUCGCGUGUGCGUGUUGACCAACCGCUUUUGGAUUCCGUUGUUGCUAAACUCCCGCCUCAUUCGGGGGGGCUGUGGGCUGCUGCUGUGUGUCCUGCCGAACUCACCCCGCUGGUUUGGCGGCUGCGCUGGUUGGAUGAGCAUGUUGCCAGGCCGGCGUGGGCGACGGAGAUUUGGAGUAAUUUGCCGCUUAUGCCGGACGGGGCGAGGCUUGUUUGGCGCUGGGAGAGGGCGACUUGGGGGCCUUGA